CCCUUCGCUGCCUGGCGCCGGCUCUCCCUCCAUCCCCGCGGAGCUGUCCUUCCUCUUGGUGCUGAAUCGUCUCCCAAUCCCGCCGCCAGGACUCGCUCCGGCGACUUAGCUGCUUCGUUCCAAGACCCCCCACUCACGCGCCACCUCCCCCGUGUGCGUGUAUUUUAACACUGCUAGAAAAUAAAGCGUGCGGGGUGUAGGAGUGGGGGAGUCGGAACAACAGGAUGGGCAGAAAGGAUUGUCAUCCCCAUUUGGGCUGAAGACUCCAGGGGAGAAUGAACCCUAGUUAUUGGACUUUGGCCAGAAUCCCCUCCUCCUUUUCUCUUCUUUUAGUUGCUUUUGGAGCGGCGCAGGAGCUUCUGCCCAAUCCUUAGACCCAUCCUUUUUUGGAGGAGAGGGUGAAACUGGGGAGAAGGGGGGGCAUCUCUUCUCCACGGGGGUUUAAUCCAUGCUUGGUUGGCAAGACCCAGAGCUGUCCAUCUCUCCAAGAUCUCGCUCAGAGAACCAGAGACAACGGGAAGUCACUUAAUAAGCUCAGAAGAGAAGAACCCGAAAGGCGGAAAGUGAUAGUUAGAGGAAGUCUGCAGGAAGCUUCAUUCUCCGGACUCUUAUGGCUUGAAGCAGGUGUCCAAACUGAGGGCGCUUCUUCUCCAUGGAUUUCCCAAAUAUCUCCUGGUACAACGACAGCUAUGAAAACAGGACUCUCAACAGCUCCAGCCUGGAGCAGAAGCCCACCCACUACAACUACUACGCCAUGCUGCUCACUCUCCUCAUCUUUGUCAUCGUCUUUGGCAACGUGCUGGUCUGCAUGGCCGUGUCCAAGGAAAAAGCCUUGCAGACUACGACCAACUACCUGAUUGUCAGCCUUGCUGUGGCUGACCUGCUCGUGGCUACUCUGGUGAUGCCAUGGGUGGUCUACAUGGAGGUGGUGGGCGAAUGGCGCUUCAGCCGCAUCCACUGUGACAUCUUUGUCACCCUGGACGUGAUGAUGUGCACAGCCAGCAUUCUUAAUCUCUGUGCCAUCAGCAUUGACAGGUACACUGCUGUGGCCAUGCCCAUGCUGUACAACACCCGCUACAGCUCCAAGCGCAGAGUCACUGGGAUGAUAGCCGUGGUAUGGAUCCUCUCCUUCGCCAUCUCCUGCCCUCUGAUGUUUGGGCUGAACAACACAGAGAAGAAUGAGUGUAUCAUUGCCAACCCUGCCUUUGUUGUGUAUUCUUCUAUCGUCUCCUUCUACGUUCCUUUCAUUGUCACCCUGCUGGUGUACGUGCAGAUCUAUAUAGUGUUGCGGAAACGCAGAAAACGGGUCAACACGAAACGCAUCGCCAGUCACGUGGGUCUGGACGCCGACACGCAGGCCCCGUUGAAGGAGAAAUGCACUCAUCCAGGAGAUGUCAGGCUCUGCUCGCUCCUUGUGAAGAGCAACGGGAGCUUCCCUGUCCACAAGGGCAAAGUGGAGGCCAUGGAUCACAUGGAGGAGAUGGAGAUGGCUACCAGUACCAGCCCACCAAAGAACAAUAUUCGGCCACCUCUGCCAAGUGAAAUGGAACCAGCUGAGCCAGCUGCUUCCAUCCCCUGUGCCAAUUUAACUCCGCCGUCCCCUGAAAACAGCCCCCUCGAAGUGCAGAAGAAUGGGCAUACCAUAGACAAUUCCAAAACAGCCAAGAUCUUUGAGAUUCAGACGAUGCCCAAUGGCAAAACCAGGACUUCCCUCAAAACUAUGAGCAGAAGGAAAUUUUCACAACAGAAGGAAAAGAAAGCCACCCAAAUGCUUGCCAUUGUGCUUGGUGUUUUCAUCAUCUGUUGGCUCCCUUUCUUCAUCACCCACAUUCUGAACAUGCACUGCAACUGUAAAAUCCCACAGAUCAUGUACAGUGCCUUCACGUGGCUCGGAUACGUGAACAGCGCAGUCAAUCCCAUCAUUUACACGACCUUCAACGUUGAGUUCCGGAAAGCUUUUAUGAAGAUCCUUCAUUGCUAACCUCUGCCUGAGGAUCAGUUGUCUGAAUCCCCCGGCUGGAUUAAGGCUGUGUGUUGGAGCACCCAGUUUGAGAGUGCCAUGCCAAAUAUAUUUUUACAACUGGAGUACCACAGCUGUCACGGUCCAAGUUUGCCUUGCGCUCAAGGAAGUAUUGAAACUCGGGGAAGACUCGGAUGGGAGAGUUUGCUUCAAAGGCAACCUUCUGUUGAAAGGAGAAAGCCAACUCUCACCACCAACAGUUGCAUGGGAUCAAGAUGAUCUCCAUGAGAGUCAUCACCAAUUUUAGCUGAGCUCAAGAAGGAGAGACCAUGACUUGCUCACGCCUUGCUCUUAUGGUCCAUUUCUCACCAAAGACGCACCCAUUCUUGUCCGCUUCGCACCAGGAGGAGGACUUCUUCUUCGAGGAAGAAACAGCUUUCCCAGGAAUUGUCUCCGUUGGCCUUCAGACUUCAGGGACACUGUGGGGUCCAUCAAACUGCCGAGGCCAAAUCAUGCAGCUGUUGUCAAGGCUUAGAGUAGUCGCAACACCAUUGCUACCAGACACGUAAAAGGAAAGGGGAGGAGGAGGAGGUUGUGAGAGAAUGAAAUCUCAGGGCGGAGGGGAGGAGAAGUGAAAUUGUUUAUUUAUACGAUGCCAAUGUACAUACAAUUACACAGAAUGAACUGAGCAGAAGCCCAAGCCAAAAAAAAAAAACCCCAGAAAAGUGAUAACCAAUCAAUCUCGUUUUGCAUGAAAUGCAUUGUAAUUAAAAAGCCAUCGCUGCUCACGUACACCAGCAUAAUGUGGUUGACAGCAACUUCUCUGAUUCCAGGAAUGAAUUUCGUGGAGUACAAAUCAGUUCUGACAGGAAGGGAAGGAAGGAAGGAAGGAAGGAUGGACGGCAAGAUAUGGACUACACGGCCUUUGUCAGGCACUUAAUACUGAAUUAAGGUCUGGAGAAAUCUCAACCAAGCCAAAGUGUUAGCUCAAAGGUAGACUAUGUGGUUUGCAUACAUGCAUAAGACUCCUGUUUAACCCCAAGUUAAAACCCCGUGGAUGUAAAAGAAUCAGUUAAAAUAUGGAGAAGGAAUUCCAAUGAAAUUCCUCGCAGUAAGAGAAGGAGAUCUUGGCUCUUUAAGUGUAAGGUAGACCAAUUAGACAAUAAGCCAUCUUUUGAAUCACCUGUGAUUAGAAGGAAUGCAAAGGAUGGACUUUACUUUCUCUCCUGGGUUAGGCUUACCUUAUCUGGGCUGUAAAAACCUUCCAGAUGACAAUAAAGUGAGUUUCCUGGUUUUUUGUUUUUUUUACACACCAGAUAUGGUUCUCUUUGUUCAGCCCAGUUAGAUCUGGCCUGCAGGGCCGCCCUAGAAACAGCAAAGGACUGUUUCCGACUGUGACAGAGGAGGCCAUCACGGCCAAAAACAAAACCUGGGAGGGCUGUGUGCGGCCCUCCCGAGCUCUGUUCUCGCUGGCAGAGGGCUGCAGGAGGAUCCCAGAGCCCCACCCGGGCCACCACAGGUGCCCCUGAUACGAGUGAUGUCGAGCUGGCCAUGCCAACCCUGGCCCCCCGAGGUCAAACACCACCCUGAUGCAGCCCUCAAAUAAAUUAAGUUUGACUCCCUUGUUCUAGACCCGUGAUGGUAAACCUAUGCCAUCCGUGGGACUGGUGGUUCGCAAACGUUUUCGGCUUCCAGAGGGCCUCCAGGGGUGGAGUGGGGAAGGCUGUUUUUGCCCUCCCCAGACUCCUAGAAAGGCUCUGGAGGCUGGGGAGAACAAAAAAAUGAGCCUAUCGUGCCAUUGCGUGCCAGGAGCAGGGGGGAGGGUUGUGCGCACAUGCGUGGGGGCAGGGCGCAUAGAAUUAUGGGUGUGGGCACACACACGCGCAACACAUACACACACACACACACACACACACGCUCCUGGCACGCGAUGGCAAAAAGGCUAGCCAUCACUGUUCUAGACUAUUCUAGACUGUCCUAGAUGUCCUGGGGAAUCUGUAGGCAGGAAGAAUAGAAGGGGUGACACAGAUGGAGAGACCUGGUCCCCAAUGAUAUAAUGUACCCUACAUCUCUCGGAUGUUCAGAAAAGCUCUAGCUCGCAUCAUCUGCACUGCUUGGUGGGCUCACCUGUUGAGACAGGUGACACACUGAGAGGUUUCUGGAUUUCAUCUGCGUUGUUCCCAACAAAGUCAACCCACGCAGGAGAAAAAAGUCAUUGGAAAGGUUAUUUUGAUGAAGCUGCAUCAGACACAAUUUUUGUCUGGCGUGCUGGCUUCACUUCUGUCAAGAUCAUAUUUCCCUUAAAGCAGAACAUCUGGGCCUUGGUCUUUUCAAGACGUUUUUCAGGGGGAAAAAAAUUGAGACUCGUUUUCUUCAGGGCAGCAAAAUCUAUAUAACAGAGUUCCAGGUUGAAGGAAUUUUAUUUUAUUUUGGUUUUUCUUUUUCCCCCCUCUCUCCCAGAUCUUCUGUUAAAUUUUAAAAAGUAUUGACAUCCUUCUUUGACUUUCCUGAAAUAUACUUCUGGCAAUUUCUUAGGGAAACCAAAUCAAAUCCACAUAGAUCAUCUUCCUCGUAUUUCUAUCUUGAAUGCUCAUGCGAUAGCCAGGUCUCCUUAGAUGUCUUACCUUUUCUCUACAAAAAAUGGUGACGGACAGUUAGGAGCGAGUAAUUCCAGACUGUCUCUGGUCAGUUAGCUCUGGUUGGGGUGGUGGGAGAACCACUUACUGCUGAAACCUUUUCAACCUCUCCCUCUAGGAAAAAAAAUAAACCAUCGUCAAGUCAUCAGCGAAAAUGGUCAACCCAUCCGUGGCCAAUGCUGUUAUUGUUACCCUCUACCAAAUUCACAGUAUUUUUGUAAGAUGCUGCAGAAACUGUACAAGCCAACUAAUAAAAUGACAUGGAAAUGGG
Molecule: messenger RNA, 4867 nt
Organism: Pantherophis guttatus
Lineage: Eukaryota; Metazoa; Chordata; Lepidosauria; Squamata; Colubridae
Gene: DRD2
Product: dopamine receptor D2
Biological process (GO): regulation of dopamine secretion; regulation of potassium ion transport; negative regulation of adenylate cyclase activity
Cellular component (GO): plasma membrane; presynaptic membrane; glutamatergic synapse
Molecular function (GO): G protein-coupled receptor activity; dopamine neurotransmitter receptor activity, coupled via Gi/Go
Source: RefSeq, a predicted model, not a curated record